Molecule: messenger RNA, 1633 nt
Organism: Hypomesus transpacificus
Lineage: Eukaryota; Metazoa; Chordata; Actinopteri; Osmeriformes; Osmeridae
Gene: aldoab
Product: aldolase a, fructose-bisphosphate, b
Exons: 8
Coding region: 114-1205 (363 amino acids)
Biological process (GO): glycolytic process; fructose 1,6-bisphosphate metabolic process
Cellular component (GO): cytosol
Molecular function (GO): fructose-bisphosphate aldolase activity
Source: RefSeq, a predicted model, not a curated record
GGAGGGGUGUCGCGGACUACCCAGAUCCUCUACCUCCCUCCUCUCUCUCUUCCUCUCCGGAGCCCUCCGACUUAGUCUCUUCUCCCUGCUGUCCUCCAAAUCUCAAAGCCAGGAUGCCUCACGCCUUUCCCUUUCUCACUCCUGAGCAGAAGAAGGAGCUCAGCGAUAUCGCUCACAGGAUCGUCGCUCCCGGCAAGGGAAUCCUCGCCGCAGACGAGUCCACAGGAAGUGUGGCCAAGCGCUUCCAGAGCAUCAAUGCUGAGAACACAGAGGAGAACAGGAGGCUGUACCGCCAGCUGCUCUUCACCGCAGACAAGUCCGUCGACGCCUGCAUCGGAGGAGUGAUCUUCUUCCACGAGACCCUGUACCAGAAGACGGAUGACGGCAAGCUGUUCCCCCAGCACAUCAAGGACAGGGGCAUGGUGGUGGGAAUCAAGGUGGACAAGGGCGUGGUGCCUCUGGCUGGAACCAACGGCGAGACCACCACACAGGGUCUGGACGGGCUGUAUGAGCGAUGUGCUCAGUACAAGAAGGACGGCGCUGACUUCGCCAAGUGGCGCUGCGUGCUGAAGAUCACCUCCACCACACCCUCCCGGCUCGCUAUCAUUGAGAACGCUAACGUCCUGGCCCGCUACGCCAGCAUCUGCCAGAUGCACGGUAUCGUCCCCAUCGUGGAGCCCGAGAUCCUGCCUGAUGGAGACCACGACCUGAAGCGCUGCCAGUACGUCACUGAGAAGGUCCUUGCUGCCAUGUACAAGGCUCUGUCUGACCACCAUGUGUACCUGGAGGGCACUCUGCUGAAGCCCAACAUGGUGACCGCUGGUCACUCCUGCUCCCACAAGUACAGCAACCAGGAGAUCGCCAUGGCGACCAUCACCGCCCUGCGCCGCACCGUGCCCCCCGCAGUCCCUGGCAUCACCUUCCUGUCUGGAGGCCAGAGCGAGGAGGAGGCAUCCAUCAACCUGAACGCCAUGAACCAGUGUCCCCUGCACCGGCCCUGGGCCGUCACCUUCUCCUACGGCCGCGCUCUGCAGGCCUCCGCCCUCAAGGCUUGGGGAGGCAAGAAGGAGAACGGCAAGGCCUGCCAGGAUGAGUUCAUCAAGAGAGCCCUGGCUAACAGCAAGGCGUGUGUUGGCAAAUACGCCUCCGCCGGCGGUGGAGCUGCUGCCGGAGAAUCUCUGUUUGUGGAAAACCACGCAUACUAACCUGGACACACCCCCAUUCCUCCCCUCACUUCCUCCACCCCUCCUGCCCUGCACCCCUCCUGCCCUGCACCCCUCCUGCCCUCCACCCCUCCUGCCCUCCACCCCUCCACCCCUCCUGCCCUGCACCCCUCCUGCCCUGCACCCCUCCUGCCCUCCACCCCUCCUGCCCUCCACCCCUCCACCCCCCGGGUGGCCACAGCACGACCGCCUCCUCUCUUGGCCUCUGAACGUCUGGCCUCCGCUACCCUGCCUGGGUGUGAGAGAGAGACCCUGAGAGUUCUGCCUCCAUUUCCUCCCCUUUUAUUUUUAAACACCUUUUUUCAAGUGAAGAAAUUCCUUGUGUCGUUUUUACCCAACAUGUGCUGUUAUUGCUCAGCGUAACCCCAGCAGGCAGUGUUUGCUGCUGCAAUAAAGUAUUUUAUCCACAA